UUGCUUAAAGUUUACCAGAACAACUUUGUGCCUGGGCAGCGCCGAGGAGGAAUCACCCUCACGGUAAACGGGAUUAAAGGGAACCAAAUCCUCUGAACUGGGGGAAGAAUCCGUGGGAAGAUGCCCUCCAGGAAGAAAACAUCCAUGUUUGCCUCUGCUUUUUGUGCCUGUGUCAGCUCCUUCGUGGUGAUCUGCGUGGUGCUGGCCACCCCGCAGUGGGUGAGCAGCGAGGUUCGCUUCUCGCGCACCGGCUCCAACGUCACCGUCAGCCUCCAGUACGGCCUCUUCAGGGGCACCUGCGAGCAGUUCGUGGAUGCAGGACUCCAGGUGUCCAAAAUGACCUUCCAAGUCGCGGACGCCCUGAGCAGCAGCAGCAGGAGGAGCCUGAACAUCGCCACCAUCGCGGUGCUGGUGCUGGCUCUGCUCAGCUCCCUGCUCAGCGCCGGCUUCACCUGCACCAACAGCGUCAGCAACCCCUACCAGACAUUCCUGGGACCUGUGGGAGUCUACACCUGGAAUUCCAUGUGUGGAGCCCUCGUCCUCAUAGCCAUGAUCCUUUUCCCUGUGAACGUGCAAGGGAACAGCCUGUCUGAAGAGCUGGCCCAGGGAUGUUCCACCUCCCUGCAGGGACACAUCGGAUCCAGACACAGCUAUGGAUAUUCCUACUGGAUCAUGCUGCUCGUCCUUCUCCUCAACAUCGCUUCCCUCGUCAUCAUCUAUCUCUACGACCACUCCAGAUAUUCCAAGAAGAAAGAGCAGGCAAGGCCCAUUGAAGACGCCCCAAAGGAUGUUAUUCUGUUUUAAGGACGCCUUGGGAGAGGGGGUGUGGAGGAAAAUGACUGGAAUUGGACAGCAAAUUUCCAUUUGCUCUGGAGUGUGUGCACACUUCCAUCCCCAGAUGGUCUGGAGGACACCACGGCCUGUUUUGGUUUUAGCUGCCGCUGUUUUAGUCGUGUGGGAUUUGGGAUCCCUUGGAAUGAGAGGAAUGGUCACUGAGCUGCUGCUGCUGCUGCUCCCUGUUCUCCUUGCUGUGCUUUGGGAUCUCCUGCAGGUCUGGAGGCUCCUGGCCAUGGCAGAACUUGUGGCCAAAUCCAGAGGGCACGGGGCGGAGUGCCGUGCCUGGAGGGAUGUCACAGCCUGUGGCACUGGGGGACACCUGGACUCGCUGGCUUCUCCAACCCAAAUGAUUCAACAGCUCCAGCACAGCAGAGAAGCCCAGCAUCUACAGGUUAUUAAUUAAUCAUUAAUUAUUAAUGCACAGAAACAUCAGGAAAAUCCUGUUUGACCUUUGAGCUGAGGGCAGAGCCACACCUCGGACAGGCGUGCCCGGCCCCUCUCCACACAGCUGUCCCUGGCACAAGGUGUCCCCAGCUGGAUGAUCAGGGGUGGUUUGGGGCCAGAACCACGCCUUUGCCCAUUUUAAGGAGUAUUUUGUGUGCUCACAAGGACACACGGCUGCAGAACUGCCCAGGAGUGAGGGAGCUCCCUCCUCAUCCCUCCCAGAAAAGUGAGCAGCGGGACCUUGGGGCAGAUCCAAAGUGCAAAAUCCUGCUCAGAGCACGUGGUCAGCACUUCUGCUCCUUUGCCUCUCACCUCUGCAGCCAGGAGAGACUUUUUUAUUCCUUUAAAAAGAAAGAAAAAAGCCUCCCUUUCCUUCCCAGUGUGAUUUUUACUCAUGCUCCACGUCUGCCCUGCUAUACAAGAGGUGCUGGUGGAGACAAGAAUGCGUUUUGGAGAGGGGAUGAGGAGAUACAAGAGGUGAAUCCUCACUAUUUAUGUCAGAAAAAUCAAGUUUGGGGAUGAAAGCAGCCAGCACUUUGUGCAGCUGUGCUCUUUCAAAGGAACCAAAGCAGAGGGAUUUUCCACCCAGCUUCAAAGGGUGGUGAGGGCAGAGUGGGGAAUAAAAUAAAAAUAAAAGAGGGUUUCUAAGACUUGAGGGGUGGCACAGGUCAACAAAAUCAGGGCUGAUCUUUGCUCUGCGUGCCUGGAAGUGCUGGGGAGCACUGUAAACGUUAUGGUGGAGCCAAACAUUUCCCAGCUUUGCUUUGGCUGCAAAAAAUUUCACAGUUUCAGCGUUCAUCUGUCGGUGUUGGGCCCAGCCAGCAUCCAUCACACACCACAGCUCUGCUGAGAGUGGUCUGGUGGAGGGAUAGAGAAAGAAUAAUGCAGGAGGAGCAAGAAUUCCAGCUCUGGGGAACGGGAGCCUCCCCUUGCCUGGGAGUUUCUGCUGCAACUAAGCACUGAUUUGGGAAAUAAAAUAAAUCCUGCUUUUGGAUGCCUGUGGGGAGCACGUGGCUCUGUCAAAAA
Messenger RNA from Cyanistes caeruleus (blue tit), 2307 nucleotides. It is a transcript of the gene CLRN3, whose product is annotated as clarin 3. NCBI's taxonomy places the organism in Eukaryota, Metazoa, Chordata, Aves, Passeriformes, Paridae. The record is from RefSeq and is a predicted model, not a curated record.